Anopheles moucheti is the source of this 2218-nucleotide messenger RNA. Its product is annotated as zinc finger CCHC domain-containing protein 8 homolog. Bases 8 to 1867 code for a protein of 619 amino acids. Lineage: Eukaryota; Metazoa; Arthropoda; Insecta; Diptera; Culicidae. The record is from RefSeq and is a predicted model, not a curated record. The transcript is spliced from 2 exons. Gene Ontology annotation, cellular component: catalytic step 2 spliceosome. Gene Ontology annotation, molecular function: RNA binding.
UUUUACCAUGAACGAAAAUUCAAAUAGCCUGCAUUCUAGUUCAAAAGGGCGAGGAAUUGAAAACGACAGCGACAUCGAGUUUGUCGAAACAAACGUUUCAGUAGUUUGUAUUGAUGACGAUAAUGUAGACCUGACGAACUCCGAAACAAGCGGUAACGCACCGCUCGUAAAGAUUCACUUCAAAACGCACGAAGUGUAUCAGAAGCUACAAAAAGCAAUAUCAACUGCAUUACAAGCAGUCUUUCAAGAACACCUACCGAACCAACCGGUUACGAUAAAGCCGGGUAAAGAUGGCUGCUCGAUGGAGAUUAAUGAAACGAUUGCACCGGCGGACACGGACGCUGUCGACUCGCUGUUCGUCAUUGACUCCACACCCAUGAAGAAUAAAAAGAACGAUGGUCCGAUACCGAGUUACAAAAAAUCGCUAAACAAAGUAUACGAUGGGCAGACACCGCCAACAGCUUCCAGCUCCCUAUCGAAGCGGCCAAAAGCGAAGCAAACCUGCUGGAACUGUGAGGGUGAGCAUGCACUGAAAGACUGCAAGGAGCCACGAAAUUAUACGCGGAUCCGCCAGAAGAAGGAAGAGUUUCAGAAAAAGACCGAUCGCUACCACGUAGACCAGGAACAGCGGUACGGGCAUUUUGUGCCCGGCACAUUAAGCUUGGAGCUGCGUAACGCUCUUGGUCUAGGGCCCCGCGAUCUUCCACUGCACGUGUACAAGAUGCGCGUGUAUGGUUAUCCGCCGGGAUGGCAUGAGGAUGCAAAAAUUACACAUUCCGGUUUGCAGCUGUUCGGCUCGAACGGUGACGCCGUGCAGGACUCGGAUGACAGCGAUGGCGAGGUGGACAAUGCGCGUAUGAAGUACGAUGUGCGCAAAAUAAUUGCCUAUCCCGGGUUUAAUGAGCCACCCCCUACGGAGAUGUUUGACGAUUCCAAGUUCUUCAAUAUGCCACCUUACACCGAAGAAUUAGGACGCGACAACAUGAUUCGUCGUCUAGAGGGCACGUUGGUCGGAGGCUACCGUAGAAAGAAAAUGAAGCUAUCGGUCGAACCGGGCGCGGAAAGUGUUAAUGAUUGUACCGCAAACACGGAAAUCAUCGACAUGGAUGCGAUGGAAGGUAGUCCUGAAAUUCCGCCGGAAGUUCCGAAACAGGAAGAGCUAGAGGAUGGGGAACUAUCGUCUGACAAUGAAUCAAAUCAGCGAACGGCUGCCGUGGACGAAAGUGUCAUUUUGGUGGAGAAUCCUGUGGAGGUGAUCACAUUGGAUGAUACACAACCACCCGUUCCGGAACCCGCCCCUCCAUCGCCCACUUUGGCCGAUUUGCAGGAAAAACAGAAUCGACUUGUGGAAGAGUUGGCUAACAGUUCCACUGCAACCGAAGACUGUUCCUUUAUGAAUGACAUACUGCUGGCGGAGAGACUCGCGACUGAAGCAAAUACCUCGAUGGACACGUUAUCCGUCCCGAUGGAGCCACCGUGUGCAUCAUCUAUGCUUCCACCACCGGUACCUCCAUCGAAGCCACCGUCUCCACCGAACGGUAGCACACCCACAUCUGGGCCAUCGGAACGACCGCCCGAACCGGAAACGUUUGAUCUCGGCGAGAUAGCGAUGAACAAAGUACCGUACAUUGACGAACCAGCGAACGUAGGCUUGAAGCGAAUGUCACUUGGUACUCCGAUUCUGAGUGCGUUCACACCGUACAGUACGUUACCGAGCGGAGAAGCGUUUUCGAAAGGUGUUAGCGAUGUGAUACAUUUCGAGAAUUUACCCAACUCGACGGGCAAAUACAAGCAGAUGAAAUCCCUCCUGUCGGAUGUUCGGGUUAAGAUGCACCACCAUUUGCGUGAGACGGAGGAUGGAAGUUAGGACGAAAAGGCCGAGAGAUUUACAGAAUGUAAGUCCAGAUGAUUUGCAUUUACAGUUUAGCAGGGGAUAGCUUUAAAGGAGUACUGUUUAAACUAUCAGAAACAGUUUUUAGGCCCAUUUACACGAAAAGAAGUAUUCUUGAUCUAUUUUCGAGUUAGCGACUCUUCUUCGAGCAGGAAAUAAUAUCCAGCAGCUCCCUGGACAUAAUACGGUUCGUUAAUGCCACAUUACCAGAUUUACACGUUUGCAAGCAAUAUUUACAAAAGGAUUGCGAACCUUUUUGUCUUUUUACUUAACGAUGUUUUGACAUACGAUUUAUCUAUUAUAUGCAUUAGAAAGGACUUGACCGUA